AUGUCAUCAUUAAAUGUUAAUAAUAAUUGUAACCUAUUGAUUAAUAAUAAUGGCCAAUAUGAUAUUAUUAAUCGAAAUGCUGGUCAUUUCUAUCAUCAUCCUCAUCAAUAUGUACAACAACAACCGCAACAACCAAUGAAUACCUCAUCAUCAUCAUUAAUAUCAAGACAAUCAUGGACUAAUAAUAAUACGGUGGAUAAAUUUUCAUCCAGAGAUGUUAUAUCACCUGUAAUGAUAAAUUCUAACAACAAUAUAAAUAAUAAUAAUAAUAAUAAUAAUGAUCGAACAAUUGGAACUAGCAAAUUUUCACAACCAUUUUCCACAACAUUCCAUAAUACGGCGAAAUCACAACAGAUUAAUAAUAAUAACCAGAAUUUUUCAACACCAUUAUCAAUAGCUGAUAAUAAUCGAAUUAGUCAUAAUAAUAUUCAACUUUCCAAUGAUAAUAAUAAUAAUAAUUCAUCAAUGACGUUAAAUGAUGGUAUCACUGGAAAUGAUGUUGUUGUUAACAAUGGUCAAAUAAUUAAUGAUAAUCAUACAAUGCCAUUACCACAAGAUUGGGAACAUGCUAUCGAUCCUGAAUCAGGUCGAAAAUAUUUUGUUAAUCAUAAUAAUAGAGAAACACAAUGGUUUGAUCCACGUGAUGUCUAUACAAAACCGGCUACAUUUGCUGAUUGUAUUGGUGAUGAAUUACCUGUUGGUUGGGAACAAGCAUGUCAUCCAUUAUUGGGAAAUUAUUUUAUCGAUCAUAAACGACGAAUCAAUCAAUUAGAUGAUCCAAGAAUUGAAUGGUUAGCUGUACAGGCCAAUAUGGUUAUCGGUUAUCUUGAACAGGCUAGUGCUGUAAAUGAAAAUGAGCAAAUUACAUCAACGCAACAACAACAACAACAACAACAAGACCAACAAAUUUAUUCUAAUACAGAAUCUAUGGUUGCUGCUGCUAAUCACUCAUCAAUAUCGAUAAAUGAAAUGGCCAAUACUAGUAAUAAUAAUGUGACUGCUGUUGAAAAUGAUUAUAUGAAUCGAAAUGAUUUAGCUUUGGCUAUUAAUAAUAUUCAAAUUGAUGAUUUAAACAUUAAUGGUGAUAAUACGAAUCAACACCAGCAAUCGACUACCGUAAAUACUAAUAAUCGAUCAAUCAAUAAGAUUAAUCUACAAUUUGAUGAAAAUUCUGCUUAUGCUGUCAUCGAUUGUUAUUCAAGACAACAACAUCAACAACAUAAUAAUAGUAAUGAUGAUCUGGAUAAUUAUGCUAACCUUUCAUUAUAUAAUCAAACGACAAACAAUGUUAGCCAUCCUACUAUUGAUACGAUUUUUGAUCAAUCAUUAUUAUCAGCAACACCACAACCAGCUUCUAUUUUACCUCCUGCAUUACCAUCAAUGCCACCACCAUUAUCAUCAAUACGGUCAGCAAUUUCAUCACAAUCGAUUGGAAAUAAUUAUUCUCAUAUUAAUAACAAUAUCAAUAAUAAUAACAACAAUAAUAAUAGCCGUACAUCAUCGAUGCAAUCAUUGGUGGCCAUACCAAGCUAUAAUAAGAAUCAUAAUCAUUAUGGUCAAUUAUCAUCACCACCACCGCCACCACUAAUGACAAGCCACCAAUAUCGACAGAAUCCAUUAUUAUUACAACAAUCAUUAACAGAAGCAAAACAACGUGUUGAACAAUUAAAACGUGAACUUUGUUCACCAUCAUCAACAUCACCAACGAUAACAAUGUCAGCAAAUAAUAUUGCUGAUCAUCAUCAUCAUCAUAAUAAUACUAUGAUGAUACAAUCAUCAUCAUCACCAAUACAAACACCACCACUGCCAUCAUCAUCAUCAUCAUCAUCAUCGUCAUAUAUAAAAAAUCAAAAUUCAAUUCCUCAAAAUCAUCAUUCAAAUGGACAAUCGAAAACGAAUAUAGUGCCAACUAAUCGAACCAAUGAUCAUAAUAAUCAUAUAUUUUCCAUUAUUGAUCGUUAUUAUACUAAAGAUGGCCAAAAACAUACGAAUGCUAUCGAAGUGUGAAUUUUCUAAAUUAUUAUUAGUAUUUUUUUUUCAUUUUUAUUUUGCUCCCAAUUUUUUUCUUUGUUUUGAAA
This is a messenger RNA of Dermatophagoides farinae (American house dust mite), 2078 nucleotides long. The record is from RefSeq and is a predicted model, not a curated record. Lineage: Eukaryota; Metazoa; Arthropoda; Arachnida; Sarcoptiformes; Pyroglyphidae.